AUGAUUUUGUCUGUAAAUUUUUUUUUGGAUUUUUCAUCGUUCAACAAAAAACUAAUUAAUUGAUUAGUGAAAUGUCAUAUGGCUAUUUUUAUAAUCAUGGAUUACCAUCGAUUAUUAGACAAAUUCGUCGAAUUAAACGAUUUCGUGAACCAAAAUUUUAUGCUGUAGCUGUUGGUCGUCGUAUUGGUAUUUAUCGUUCAUGGCCAUCAUGUAAAGUACAAAUUGAAAAUAUUUCUAAUGCAAAAUUUCGUCGUUUCGAUACACAUCAUGAAGCUAUUUCUUAUUUGGAACAAACACCAAAUGAACUGCCAUUACCAUUACAAGAUCAAAUGAAACAAAUAGAUUCGAUUAACAGUAAUGAUAAUGAUUUGGUUGAUGAUUCAUCCAUUGUUUAUAUUGAUGGUGCUUGUUGGCGUAAUGGAUUACCAGAUGCAUGUGCUGGUAUAGGUAUUUAUUGGCCUGGUGCACCUGAACGAAAUCAAAGUCUUAUAAUUGAUGGUCGACAAACAAGUAUUCGUGCCGAAAUUUGGGCAGCAAUAUUUGCCAUACGACAAGCUAAACAAAUUGGUUUAGAUAAAAUUACUAUUUAUACUGAUUCACAUUUUGUUAUACAAACAGCAACUGUUUGGUUAUAUAAAUGGAAACGUAAUUGUUGGUUAACAUCAUCCGGUGUUGAAGUUAAAAAUCGUUAUGAUAUGAUGGCAUUAGAUGAAUCAAUUAGACAAAUGAAAAAAAUUAUAUGGCGUCCUGUACGUGGUCAUUCAGGUAUCCCGGGUAAUGAAGAAGCUGAUCGUUUAGCUAAUGCUGCUAUUGCUAAUUAUGAACAACAACAAUCCAAAUCAAUCAAUAAUAAUAAUAAUAAUAAUGAAAAUCUGUCUAAAGAUUAAAUAAUUUCCAAAAAACAAAAAAUUCUCUAAAUUCAUUUUUUUUCAUUAUUUUCAAGUUUGCUUGCUUUUCAAAUGUCAAAUAUCAAAAAUCAAUGAAAUUGAUUUUUUCGUUCUUUCCAUCAAUUCAGCGCAUCGCCGUAGAUUCUCCUUGACGAUAGAUAGAUAACGAG
Molecule: messenger RNA, 1057 nt
Organism: Dermatophagoides pteronyssinus (European house dust mite)
Lineage: Eukaryota; Metazoa; Arthropoda; Arachnida; Sarcoptiformes; Pyroglyphidae
Product: ribonuclease H1-like
Biological process (GO): DNA replication, removal of RNA primer
Molecular function (GO): RNA-DNA hybrid ribonuclease activity; magnesium ion binding; nucleic acid binding
Source: RefSeq, a predicted model, not a curated record